Messenger RNA from Colletotrichum higginsianum IMI 349063, 705 nucleotides. RefSeq names its product Short-chain dehydrogenase/reductase SDR. The transcript has 2 exons. The record is from RefSeq and is a predicted model, not a curated record. The coding region runs from base 1 to 705 and encodes 234 amino acids. NCBI's taxonomy places the organism in Eukaryota, Fungi, Ascomycota, Sordariomycetes, Glomerellales, Glomerellaceae.
AUGGCACCCGUUGUUCUCAUUCUCGGUGCCGGUCGCAACAUCGGCGCCGGCGUCGCCGCCCACUUCUCCGCCGCGGGCUACUCUGUCGCCGUCGUCACCCGUAGCUUCCCCACUCCGUCCCCCUCUCCGGACCCGGAGACGGGCUACCUCCGCAUCCGUGCAGACCUGUCCGACGUUGCGCAGGUCCGGGACACCUUCGCGCAGGCCCGGAAGCACUUCGGCAAGGCGCCGCGCGUCGUAGUGUACAACGCCGCGGCAUUGACGCCGCCGCCCGACGCCGAGAACCUGUUCAGCCUGCCCGUAGAGCAGGUGGAGGCGGACCUGCGGCUGAUGAACUCGGGCGCGUGGGUCGCCGCGGGGGAGGCCGUCAGCGGAUGGACCGAGGACGCGGAGGAGGGCGCGAAGGGUCGCUUCAUCUACACGGGGAACCUGCUGAACGCGAUCCCGCUGCCAGUGCCGCUCCUGGUCUCCUUGGGUAUCGGGAAGAACGCGGCUUGGUCGUGGGUCAGCGUCGCCGAUGCGGUGUACAAGGAGAAGAAGGGCUGGAGGUUCUUCUAUGCCGACGAGAGGAAGGCGGACGGGAGCAGCAUUGGUAAUGUUCCUGAUGCCGAAUCCAACGGCAAAUUCUACGUGGAGCUUGCCGAGGGCGCGAAAGACCUGCCGUCGACUGUCACUUUCGUCGAUGGCAAGUACCAAAAGUUCUAA